AUGGCAGACAUUCAGACUGACCAUGCGUGCCAAAAGCAACCAACCAUCUUUCAAAAUAAGAAGAGGGUCCUGCUUAGAGAAACUGGCAAGGAGAAGCUCCCACAAUACCACAAGAACAUAGGUCUGGGCUUCAAGACACCCAAGGAGGCCAUUGAGGGCAACUACAUCGACAAGAAAUGCCCUUUUACUGGUAAUGUCUCCAUCCGAGGGCAGGUUCUGUCUAGUAACCAAAAUGAAGAUGGAGAGGACCACUCUCUCAUCCUUCCAGACUACCUCCACUACAUCGGAAAGCAUAACCGCUUUGAGAAGGGUCACAGGAACAUGUCUGUGAGCCUCUCCCCCUGUUUUAGGGGCGACCAGAUCGGGGAUGCUUUCACAGAGGGCGACUGCUGGCCCCCGAGCAAGACGGUGCCCUUCCACAUGCACAAGGUCACCAAGGCUGCCGGCACCAAGAAGCAGGUCCAGAAGUUCUGA
Molecule: messenger RNA, 474 nt
Organism: Cervus elaphus (red deer)
Lineage: Eukaryota; Metazoa; Chordata; Mammalia; Artiodactyla; Cervidae
Product: 40S ribosomal protein S11-like
Exons: 1
Coding region: 1-474 (157 amino acids)
Biological process (GO): translation
Cellular component (GO): cytosolic small ribosomal subunit; ribosome
Molecular function (GO): structural constituent of ribosome
Source: RefSeq, a predicted model, not a curated record